Molecule: messenger RNA, 2816 nt
Organism: Carassius auratus (goldfish)
Lineage: Eukaryota; Metazoa; Chordata; Actinopteri; Cypriniformes; Cyprinidae
Product: 5-hydroxytryptamine receptor 3A-like
Exons: 9
Coding region: 31-1461 (476 amino acids)
Biological process (GO): monoatomic ion transmembrane transport
Cellular component (GO): membrane
Molecular function (GO): transmembrane signaling receptor activity; extracellular ligand-gated monoatomic ion channel activity
Source: RefSeq, a predicted model, not a curated record
UCCUGCAGCAGAAGUGUUUCAGUGUUGAUCAUGUCUCUGCACUGGUUAAUGUUUUUUCUUGCCUCAAUGGGGUUGGUGUCUGAUGCUGAUCACUGCAACAACACAGAGUAUGAUACAGUUAAAUAUAAACUAUUCACACAUCUCGGCUUGGACAAGAAUGACUAUCAGAUUACCAGAAUGUGGCCCUUGAUAUUCUUGCCCCAUCUUGCCAUAAUUUAUGUGGACCUGUAUGUGACCUCCAUCAUAGAAGUGAAUGAAAAAGACCAGAGCCUCACGACACAAGUCAAAAUUAUAACUGCCUGGCCAAAUUCAAAUAUGCAGUGGAAUAAAUCAUUGUUUUGUGAAAUGGAGACAUGUGUAGCCCCUAAAAAUCUGUUUUGGACUCCAGACAUUGGUAUAAUAGAAAGCAUCAAGACAGAUUUUGGAACAAAGGAGUCUCCUUAUGUGAGGUUAAUCCAUAUUGGCAUUAUAGCCUCAUCUGACAUUUUAGCUCUGACCACGGCUUGUAGGAUGGAUCUCUACAGGUUUCCGUUCGACAGCCACACAUGCAAUAUAACACUGCAAUCUACAGCACAUUCAAGUCAGGAGAUUACAAUUGAUAAAUUCAGUGGUGCAACAUGGGUGACCAUUGAGUCAAAGAAGACCUUUCACACCCAGGGAGAGUGGGAGCUCAUCAGUAUAAAUGUGACUAAAUCUGUUGCCAAGAUUAUUGGGCUGAUAGAAAUGGAUCAACUAAUAUAUCAGUCCGCCCUGACCACACGGUUGUGGUGGUUUUCUGCUCCGCCCUGGGGGGCAUUUAUAAUAUUUACACACUACAUCAAGUUCAUCAUCAUGAUGCUAAUGUUACUCUCUCUGUCUACAUGGCAGAUCACCAUCAAGAGGAGACCUCUACUGUAUGUCAUAAACAUCAUAAUACCAGUAUUUGUCUUCCUUGUGCUGGAUGUGAUGUCCUUCUUCAUAGUUGGUCAUGGAACAGACAAGCUGAGUUUUAAAGUGACUUUACUGCUGUCUAUUUCUGUGUUUCUGCUGAUUCUUAAUGACACGCUGCCCUCUACAGCUGACAAACUCCCACUGAUUGGGAUUUACUGCAGUGGGAUUUUCAUUCUCAUCGGCAUCAGCAUUCUGGAAACCAUCCUGGUGAAUUUUCUGAAAGCUAAAGAAGCUGAGAAGAUAUCAGUGGAAACAACAACUACUGCUACGGGCCAAGAUGACAGUGUCAGAGACCUGCAGAGCCCCCCAGACUUAGUUACAGAUCAGAAUGAAGAACAGUUUUAUACCCUUGGCCUUCUGAAGCUGAUCUUUACUGAGUGUUGUGCUCCAAUUCAACAAAACCAGCGAGAGAAGAUAUCUCUGUGCUGGACCAGAGUGGCAAGAAUCAUAAAUGUGACCUUCUUGGCUCUUUACAUAAUCACCAUAACUGUGUUUCUGUCUGUUCUAGGGAAGCUUUGGUUUUAUACGUAAAAAAGCAUACGAUACAGAAGCACCAUAAGCCUAGAACCAAUCCAAAAGUAUAUAUACAUUUAGUAAGUAGUUCUGAGAGUAUAGGGAGACUGAAGGAGAGUGAGUGGUUGCUGCAGAGCUUUUUUGGUGUUAUUUGCUUUACGCUAUUUUCUAAUUCUCUACAAACACAAACUGUAGCAAGAUUAUUUUUGUAUAUAUACUUUCUUUUUUUCCCCUUCUUCUUUUUUUUCAACAAAAAGACAAACUCUGUCCAAUAAUAGCUCUAAGUUAGUGCACAUAAUUCAAAGUCAAAGCUUUAAAGAUGGAAUCAAAAUGACUUGCUGGCAGAGUAAAAUAAUACAAAUGCUUUGUAUUCAAUACUGCUAUCACUUUUAAACAAAUCCAAAAACUCAAUGCCUCUAUUAAACAAAUUAUCCAUGACCUGUUUCAGACAAAAAAAUAAGAUUAAUAAUUGAAAGCUUUCAGAGUAUCUCUUUAUGUCUUCACCCAUUGACUUAAUCACUAGUGCAAGGGUAUCUUACCCUUCUGCUGGAGAGCUACUAUUUGAAGGGAUUGAUUGGCAAUCCCCUCCUUUUCUAAUCUGUAAUAAAUAGGUUUAUAGUUUUCAAAAAACUAGUGUAUCUAUUCUGGUAUUUAUGUUAUAAGCAAUGACUGUUUUUGGUAUCUGGGAGGUGACUGAGGCUCUGAACCAUGUUAUGACAGUGUUUAAUCAUCUAGCCUGGAUUCCAGAGAAUAUGUAUUUGUUUUUGUAAUAACUCAUAAGAAUCAUUAAAUAAUCAAAUAUUAUAUUUCACACAAACACACAAAAAACUUGUUAUUAGUUUGAACUUUGUUCUUGUUCAUUUUGUUCUGUGAUUUUCAUGAUCACUGUAUGAGACGUGUAAAAAUCAGCCUAGUGCCAAGGAACAGAGAAUUAGAAAACAGGAGAAUCAACAGCUGUCAAAUCAAGAUUUGUAACCAACAAUACUUAAGAUAUUGCUUACGAAUGGGACUUAAUGUCUCCAAGAUACCAUCUUUGAGAAAAGAUACCAUGUUUGGAUGUUGCUAGCAUUAUAUCUAUGUUAUCAGAAUCUCUAGAAAUUAUGUCAACAGAUCAACCAUGCGACUAAAUACUAGUGUCUCUGUAUUCUAAAUUAGUUUGAGCUUGGCUGCUUAUACUUAUUACGGCAUUUGGAAGUGUGGAGAACUCUUUCUACGAUAAACUCAAAUUCAAAUUUGGUAUUCGUUGAGAAUAUUGUUCUCUAAGGGGUUUGUGACGAGUGGAGCGGGGCCGUGGGAACGAGGUGAGGCCGGUGGAGUGAUUGGAGAUGAGCGAAACCUGCUCGACCCACCGGUCUUGAGUCCCACGGAGGAGA